Molecule: messenger RNA, 1017 nt
Organism: Spirodela intermedia
Lineage: Eukaryota; Viridiplantae; Streptophyta; Magnoliopsida; Alismatales; Araceae
Source: the annotation of a GenBank genome assembly
AUGAUACCUAGCAUCAUAUGGAAUUGUCGGGGUAUAGGUAACCUCGAAACCCAAUUCUAUAUAGCUAGCCUUAUCAGACAGUACCGACUAGGUAUAGUAGGCCUCAUUGAGCCCAUGAUAUCAUCAGAUCGUAUCCAACCCUUACUUAAGCGAUUGGGUAUGGAUCAUUUUCACUCCAAACCCACGAAUCAUACUUGGCUCUUUUGGACUAGACCAUACUCUAUGGAGUUGCUAGUCGAGGGAUCCCAGCAUAUCACUAUGACGGUUCGAGAUCUCACCCAAGAGUUCACCUUUUCGGUCAUCUAUGCAUCACAUCGAUCCGAAGAAAGGGAAACUCUUUGGGCGGACCUAGCUCAGUACGUGAGGGACUACCCUACACUAGUUGAGUCUCCUUGGUACCUAGCAGGUGACUUCAACUAUGUUCGUAAUACUAGUGAACGUCAAGGUGGGCGGAUCCCUAGGGCCCGUAACAUGGAGACGUUCAAUGACUGCAUUUUUCGAUUAGCUCUUAUUGAGCCACCUACAUCAGGCGAGGUAUGGACGUGGAGCAACAAUUGAGGGGACGCUUUGAUUUAUGAGCGUAUCGAUCGUUGCUUCAUCAAUAGCAUCGCCAUGGUGCGACAUCCCAUAUUAGUCACGAUAUUACCCCGUUAUCGAUUAGAUCACACCCCGAUCCUCAUACUCCCUAAACAGAGUAUGAGCACCCACAAACCUCCUUUCAGAUUUUAGAUCAUGUGGCUCCAACAUGAAGACUUUCAGAGUUUCGUACGGAAUCACUGCUACGGACAUAUCUCAGAUCCUCCUAUGGAGAACCUUAGCUAUAGGUUAAGGAAUCUCAAACUCCACCUUAAAUGGUGGAACCGACAUAUCUAUGGGAAUGUCCAUACCCAGGUUGAUGUAUUGCAAAAAGAGUUAGCAGAGGUUGAAAGACUACUGCAAGCUAGAUAUUCAGAUGCUGCUUGGGAAAGGAGGAGUAGAGUGAGCGACCAGCUUGAUGAGGUUGUGCGACGACAGUAG